AUUGCGCCUAGCGCCAGUUAUUAAAAAUAGUUCCCUAAUUUUUCCAGAAUUUUGUUCCCUUGUUCGGUAUUACAUCGACCAUUUAACGUGAACAAAACUUGCAGACAAAUUCCAAAACUCAAAUAAAGAUGUUAUUAAGCGUCAUUACGAAAAUUCAACAACAGCGCAUGCCAUCUGCAAUACCGCCGACAUAAACAAUUGAAUAUGAAAUCGAUUCCGUAUUUGGAUUAUUUUCCAGCGUCGUACAGUCACUUGAUAAUGAUUAUUUAUCGAAUGCUUUCCACAAUUAGCCGAUAUAUUUAAUUGGUUAUUGAUAAUGGUACAAAUAAUUAUGUGGAAGAAGAAAAUAUAUGUACUAAUUUUAGUAGCAUUAUAUUUUAAUUAUAAUUCUGGAUAUAAUGUCCUGGAUUUUAUCAAAAAAAAGGUGGACUUAGUUAUUGAUGCGGCUGGUGGAAACACAGAAUGUGCCCAUCAUCUGAAGCUUGUCAUGACCGAUUUAGUGAAGAAAAAAAAUUGGGCUCUUGACAUGUUGGAUGCAAGUGCAAAACUGCAACCAGGACUAUUAUAUGGAAAUUUGUAUCAGUACGGGAACUUUGACCAGUGCCUCGGCAUUGAAGAAGUUAAAAUAAAUGAUACAGUCAUUAAAGGAAAAUAUUGUACGGUUCUGGUGUUGCCCAGUUUCAAAAUUAAGAACGAUUUUAGCUUUUUACUAGAUGUUAGAAAAGUUGUUGAUCACAGAGGUAUUUAUACAAGCUAUCACGUAACCGAUAUACUUUCAUUAAUAAAAGUAAAUUACGGAAUUUGUAUACCUAUGUCGUGUUCGAUAAGUACGUUACAAGAUAUUUGGAAUUAUUUAGAAAAUAUGUUUGCUUUGCCGUUACAUAUGGACUUUUUCGAUUUUGCAUGUAGAUAUAAGGACAAACCAAUUGAUCCUCUUCCAAUAGAUAAACCUGUUUACUUCUUUUUUGCAUUUAUUGGGGCCAUUAUAAUGUUAAGCACAAUUUAUGAUAUCACAAUUCAUCAGAAGAAAUUUCAAAAGCAAGAAAAUAAAGAAACUGCAGAUAAUAAAGCAAAGGCUACAGCACAAUUACUUACACCAGAUGAUAAUAUUUACAUGUGCUUUUCCUUGUACUCUAAUAUUAAAUCAUUAUUUAAAGACAAAGGCUUUGAAGAUUCAUCCUUUCUAUCUUGCUUAAAUGGAAUGAAAGUACUGAGCAUGUAUUGGAUUAUACAUGGGCAUAGAGUAGCUGCAAAUCUUUUUGCUGGAAGCAUUAACGGUUUUGAGUUGCAGGACUGGAGGUCGAAGUUUUAUAACACUUAUCUCAUGGGAGCAUCAUAUUCUGUUGAUACUUUCUUGGCCCUGAGUGGAUUACUGUUGGUGUUUACGUUUCUGAAGAUAAGAUCAGCUAAUCCCGACCAACCUUUUUCAUAUUUAGGAUUUUAUUUGUAUAGAUUUUUGAGAUUAACACCAGGAUUAUUGGCGAUGUUAUUGUUUUAUUUAAGUGGGUUAAAGUUGAUAGCUGAUGGUCCAUUGUGGCCUCUUAUUAUUAAAAAAGUUAUAAUCGGUUGUUCAAGAACAUGGUGGGCCACUUUGUUUUUUAUGACCAAUUGGAUGGAUUUAACUUUCCAGUGUAUUGAACAGUCUUGGUACUUGGCUGUUGACUCCCAACUGUACUUUUUAUCACCAAUUAUUUUAUUGAACAUUAUUAAACAUCCUAAAAAAGUUAUAGGCGGAAUGAUCGUAACCAUGAUUGUUUCAUCAAUUUAUGUCUACAUUAUUACAGUAAAAAAUGAAUAUGGAGCAGUUUAUUUUGAAGGAAAUAAGGAUUACCAUGAGUAUAUUUAUCAGCCAACAUAUAUUAGAAUAGUAGCAUGGCUAGUGGGAAUAAUUUUUGGGUACUACCUCUUUAUCAAGAGUAAAAUUCAAAUUUCUAGAGUUGCAAUGUAUAUACUUUGGGGAGUGUCAUUGAGUGUAAUGGUGGCAAUACAAUUGGCCCAUUUAAGUUUCACCAGAUACGAAUACAGUCCUUACAGAUCCGGUAUUUUUAAUGCUACCACACGGAUAAUUUGGUCGAUGGCAGUCUGCACGAUUGUAUACCUUUGUGCUACUGGUUAUGGAGGUUGGGUCAAUACGUUUUUAUCUGCAAACUUCUUCAAAAUUUCCGCUAAACUUACAUACAGUAUGUAUUUAACUCAUUUAGGUGUUGUUGCCUAUAUGGUGGGAAGCAGGAGGACUCCGGAACACUUUUCCACAUUUAAGGGUAUUCAUGAUCUUUUUGGAGAUUUAGCUUUGGUUUACGUUACGUCAACAAUAAUGUGCCUUUCGUUUGAACUUCCAAUGAUUAAAAUAGCUAAACUUAUCUUCAAAAAAAACAAACUUAACACCAAGAGGCAAUCAAUAGGUACUAACACAUCACAAGGCAUUAAGACUAGAUAUGUUGUAAGCGUAGUUUCUCUUGAAGAUUUGAAAGCUAAGAAGUAUGAAGAUGGAAAUUCAAAGAAAUUAAAACAUUUGUAACGUUAGUAUAAUAUUACAUAAAAAUGAUAAUUUUAGUAAUUUAUGUUAUAAAAUUAAA
Aethina tumida (small hive beetle) is the source of this 2576-nucleotide messenger RNA. Its product is annotated as nose resistant to fluoxetine protein 6-like. NCBI's taxonomy places the organism in Eukaryota, Metazoa, Arthropoda, Insecta, Coleoptera, Nitidulidae. The transcript has 15 exons. Bases 317 to 2518 code for a protein of 733 amino acids. The record is from RefSeq and is a predicted model, not a curated record. Gene Ontology annotation, molecular function: acyltransferase activity, transferring groups other than amino-acyl groups.